GCUUGACUCUGGUCCCUCCCUCAGCAUCACCGCAUCAUCCACGGAAUUGACCCCCCUGCGACUCGCGAGCCGGGAUAAUGGACGACGUGCCUCCGAUCAUCAACAUCUCCAUCUCGCUGCGGAUCCAGCCCAACGAGGGACCCGUGUUCUUCAAGGUGGACGGAACCAGGUUCGGCCAGACCAGAACCAUCAAGCUGCUCACGGGAUCCAAAUACAAGAUCGAGGUGGUGCUGAAGCCCGGAAACGUCGAGGCCACCAACAUGAACAUCGGAGGCAUCGUCUUCCCUCUGGAGCAGCAGUCCCGGGACGAGGAGUCGGUGGUCUACCACGCGCAGUACGACACCGAGGGCGUCCCGCACACCAAGAGCGGCGACCGCCAACCCGUCCAAGUCAGUGUGGAGUUCAACAAAGCCGGCACGUUCGAGACCGUCUGGCAGGCGAAAUACUACAACUACUACAAGAGGGAGCACUGCCAGGGCGGCAACAAAUUCACCAGCAUCGAGUACGAAUGCAAGCCCAACGAAACGCGGACCCUGAUGUGGAUCAACAAGGAGGCGUUCAACUGAGCCGCAACACCCCCACCCCCGUCCCCCCCCCGACCCAUACCCAGCAGAGGACAUCAGUCGUUCCAGGACUUUGACCAUCAGCAUCCCAACAAAACAUAAAGAAGGCACGUCCCUAAUCUCCAGUAAGCAAAGGGUCAGGUAUUUGUGUUGUUUUAUCCAGGAGAGAAGGUGUCGCUGUUUGCUGUGCUGGUCUUUGUGGUGCUUUUUUUUGGGGGGGGGGGCAACAUUACAGAGGGUCGAUUGUUAAUGGGACAAUUGGACAUUUUUUUCUAGAUUACGUCAUUUCACUCACACGGCCCCAUUAGGGGCCUUUCUCGUAGACUUCUAUUCGACCAGAGGAGUCGCCCCCUGGUGGUUAACGGAGAGAAUGCAGCUUUAAGACAUUCAGGGCUUCAGCAUUAGUCUCAUUCAACUCCCACAAACUACUGUCUGCACGUAUGUUGCUUUUUGCACCACUACUACAGACCACUAAAUGAGCAUAUUUAAAUUC
Molecule: messenger RNA, 1056 nt
Organism: Pungitius pungitius (ninespine stickleback)
Lineage: Eukaryota; Metazoa; Chordata; Actinopteri; Perciformes; Gasterosteidae
Gene: cnrip1a
Product: cannabinoid receptor interacting protein 1a
Exons: 3
Coding region: 78-566 (162 amino acids)
Biological process (GO): negative regulation of signaling receptor activity
Cellular component (GO): plasma membrane
Molecular function (GO): type 1 cannabinoid receptor binding
Source: RefSeq, a predicted model, not a curated record